GGAGGAGGAGGAGGAGGAAGAAGAAGAAGAAGAAGAAGAAGAAGAAGAAGAAGAAGAAGAAGAAGAAGAAGAAUCCAUUGCUAUGUUCCGCCAUGUCUGGACAAGACUACAUGGCCAUCACUUUGGCUCCUUCGAACAAACCAGUCCGUACUCUAUUUCCAAAGAAGAGGAAGAGGAAGAGGAAGAGGAAGAGGAAGAGGAAGAGGAAGAUGCCAUUACUGUGUUCCGUCGUGUCUGGACAAGACUACAUAGCCGUCACUUCGGCUCCUUCGAACAUACCACUUACCCCCCUAUGCGUUACACGUUUGGACACAUCCCACAAUUAGCCGGCUGCGACAAUGGAUUGCAACUUUUCUCCAUCAGACUACUCCUUCGCGGAGAUAAUACAAAGGUCGAUGAUGCACAAGAUGGUCUCCAGUGGCAGUGGCCCCUUCAUGUGUAUGGCCUUGUCGCUGCUAGGGACUCGCUUGAUCCUAGGCGCAACCUUCUUUUUCACCGCACCAGAGAUAACUGCCAAAUCCUUACUCAGCAGGAUCCAUUUCUAGUGUUAACAGGCCCAUCUCGCGCUAUCGUCUUAAUUGAUCCUGUUCAAUUUGAAGUUCAGCUCAAAGCAAAAGCCACCGACGACAACCACCAAGAUCAAAUUCUUAACUUUGGAGUCGUGGCAUCUGGCCAUGCCUGUUCGUUUCAAUCUCCGUUGCGGUGCAUCAGCAAGCGAAGCGAGCUGGACUUCUCACUCUCAUUGCUUGAGAGAUCAAUUGAGGCCACUGUCAGUGUUGAGUUUGUUGAUGGCUCCUCAUGGCCGGAUCAUCUCCCAGGAAGGAUUGUUUCCCGUACGGCUAGCAUAAAACAUGCAGAAAUUGUGCUACUUGAUUCUCGGCAACAACAGCCACCUGGGAGACUGCCUAUGGAUGAUGGCAAUGUCAUUCAACUUUCAAGGCGUGUCGUUUCAGUGGAAUUAAUUGGCCGACUCAUAGUUGAAGUAAUGGCUUUCCAUUCCCUACAUCAGGUUGACAGUGACAACAACCAGGAGCAGGAUCACUCACAGCAGCAGGUACUACGAGGAGUAUUUGCAAAAUGCCAUGUUGUUUUCGUGCCUAAAAUUGCUUCAGUGAGUGUCAAGACGUGUGAUUUAGGAGGCCUAUGUAACCUCAAAAUCUCUGUUGCUUGGUCUCUGGUUGAUAGGCUGCCUCCACCUGCCUAUUUUGCUUAUUAGAGUUUGUUUAUGGUUCCUCAUGGUCAGAUCAUCUCCCAUGAAGGAUUGUGUCUUCUAUUAUAUUUGAGGCAUGUUUCAACUAAUCUUAUCUAAAAGAUGGCUAUUGUCAACGAUCUGUAUUGACAGUAAUAUAUGGGGUAGCUAACAAUGUGCAAAGAUCGAUGGUUAGAUGUAGACACGGGUUACCUAGUUUCAUGCUCUCGGUAUGCGAGAUAAUACUCUACUCCUGCUCGAUUGUAUUUGAUAGUGUACAAAU
Messenger RNA from Oryza brachyantha (malo sina), 1472 nucleotides. RefSeq lists its product as uncharacterized. The transcript is spliced from 3 exons. Bases 83 to 1216 code for a protein of 377 amino acids. Lineage: Eukaryota; Viridiplantae; Streptophyta; Magnoliopsida; Poales; Poaceae. The record is from RefSeq and is a predicted model, not a curated record.